Aspergillus nidulans FGSC A4 is the source of this 996-nucleotide messenger RNA. RefSeq lists its product as uncharacterized. Bases 1 to 996 code for a protein of 331 amino acids. The record is from RefSeq and is a predicted model, not a curated record. The transcript has 2 exons. Lineage: Eukaryota; Fungi; Ascomycota; Eurotiomycetes; Eurotiales; Aspergillaceae.
AUGGACUCCUUUCAUGUGAUGCUCUCUCACAACGCCGGUAUCCGCUCUUCCCUCCCUGCAGGCAUAGUAGCCGUCUUUGUUGGCGCUACCAGCGGCAUCGGAGCAGCAACCCUAAAGGCAUUCGCCAAGUAUAACCGUGCCCCCCGCGCGUACUUUGUCGGUCGCUCGCAGACUGCAGCAGACACGAUUAUUGCCGAAUGCAAGGCCCUUAACCCUGGGGGCGAGUAUGUCUUCAUCGAAGCGGAUAUUAGCCUCAUCCGCACGGUAGACGAAGUCUGUGCGCGCAUCAAGGCGAGGGAGACCCGGCUAGAUAUUCUCUUUUUGAGCCAGGGAACCGCGAGCCUGGAGCGCAACAAGACACCCGAAGGCCUACACCUGCUGACAGCACUGGCCCAUUACUCGCGCACGCGAUUCAUUGCCAAUCUCCUGCCCCUUCUCGAGCAUGCCUCGUGCCUUCGCCGCGUGGUGACCGUUGGUGCAGCUGGCUUCGAGGGUCCCAUUGACACGUCGGACUUUGGCGCUCUCCAUGUGGCUCCGGGACAGGUUCGCGGGCAUGUGGCAACGCUUAUAACGCUCGGCUUGGAGGCUCUCGCUCGACAUGCGCCCUCAGUUUCCUUUAUCCACAGCUACCCUGGCACGGUGGACACACCCUUGACGAGGAGAGUCAUGUCCGGUACUGGAGCUGCGCCGGUGGACUGGAUGAACCCGACCGAGAGCGGGGAGCGGCAUCUAUAUCUUUUGACAAGUUCGCGGUAUCCGGGCCGGAAUGAAGACGCUGAUUUGGCGCAGUUGGAUGGCGAUGGUGUGUCGGAUCCCGACGUCAUCCGUGGUACCGACGGAAAGCUUGGAAGUGGGGUGUACGCUGUGGGAUUGGAUGGAGAGUGUGUAACUAUGGAAACAUUGGGCUUUCUAGACACCUUGCGGAAAAACGAAAUGGUCGAUCUGGUGUGGGAGCAUACGGUGGGCGAGUUUGAGAGAAUCGCCCGAGCAAUUUGA